Epinephelus lanceolatus (giant grouper) is the source of this 4556-nucleotide messenger RNA. It is a transcript of the gene faap100, whose product is annotated as FA core complex associated protein 100. Gene Ontology annotation, biological process: interstrand cross-link repair. Gene Ontology annotation, cellular component: nucleoplasm; Fanconi anaemia nuclear complex. Lineage: Eukaryota; Metazoa; Chordata; Actinopteri; Perciformes; Serranidae. The record is from RefSeq and is a predicted model, not a curated record.
CUUCCCGUCCCGUCCACUGUCAACAACCGGUUCAGGAUUACCUCUUCAGUUUUGCCACAGGUUUUUAAUUUAUUUACCUAACUCGGCUAACGGUGUAUCUAACGUUACAUAUGCAGACUCGUCCUUCUUCUUCGCUGGUGUUGUGGCCAUGGACGGACGCUGUGCUGUUGAGACUUGGGCAGAGUUCGGCGUUUCAGGACCAUCAUGCUCGCCGAGGGUCAAGCGUGAUUUUGGGACAAAUGUGCUCCUCUGCACCGGCAGCGACGAGGUCUAUGUCUUCACCCAGGAGAGAAAACUCACGGCUGUCCUCCAGUUCCCUGGUCCUGUGAGUGACCUGGUUGAGAGUCAUGACAAGCAGCUCCUCUAUGUAGCUUGUAGGACUGGAGUUUAUUGUGUCAGUCUACAAGUUCUGCUGUCCAGAGCUCAAAGCUCCCCGGCUGAUGCAUCCUCCAAUCCAGCUGAGCUAAAAGUCUCCUCCGAGUCUCUGGUUGUUUCAGAAGAAGGUGUGUCAUCACUGCUUCACGUCAACUCUGUACUCCUGACUCUCACCCAUAGAGACACAACCUGGAUGUUGACUCUGUACCAAUCCUCAAAUUAUGAGAUGCUCACCUCAUCCAGAGUGGUCUCAGGACUUGUUCACAAUGACACAGAGAGACAAACGGGAAGGAGAAGGAGGCCUGUGCUGAUUUGUGUCUACCGUAGUGAUGCAACACCAACAUCAGAGGCAACUUUAAGUGACGACCACUUCCGCCUCGAGCCGGUCCUCUUCAAACUUCUGUUUGGAGUAGACACUGCCCUUGCCAAAUCCCCUGUUAUCCUCUGUGGCCUGCCUGAUGGGUGCCUGUAUUUCUUCCCCCUGCGUCUCCCAGGGUCACAGCUCAGAGUCCUGCACAGCCUUGAGCAGCCAAUUGUAUUUGUCGGAGCAUCUGUCGUCGUGGAAACCGGUCUACGACAUGCACAGUGUUUGGUGGCAGUGGGUGAACUAGGGAGAGUGGUGCUGAUCAGAAUGGACAAGGGAGGGGAUAGCAGAACUAGUUUUAUUGAGGGGUGUGUGCCAGGGCCUGUGAUGUGUGGCUGUGUGGAUAAAAGCUGUCUUUACUACAGCACCGGGUCAGACCUGCUGGUACUGGAUCUAUCAGAGGGAUCAUCUGGGAGAGAAGGCCAAGAGAGGAAUGAGGAGACAACUAGUAAGACCGACGCCGCCCUCCAAAGCCCCACCAGUUUAAAUGUGUGUAGAGUGGUCGCCUUGGCUGAGCCUACAUGCAACACUGCAGGUGAGGUUCAGCUGCUGGGGCUGUCUGUCAGAGGGCAGCUCCAUAAGAUUACCUUGCCUGUGGGUCGAGAGGAUGCAAGAUUGUCCAAGGUGCCGUCCACACAGGCCGGCCGCAGCAUCAGGGACCUCCUGUCUGCUAUCGGGGACGUCUGUGAAAGAGCAUCGUUGCUGAAAACUGCCAUCAAAUCCAAAAACCACAUCCUGAGGCACCUGAAUCAGGUGUUAAACAUCAGCUUCCUGCUGAUAGCCAGUACAAACAGUGAAGAGCAUCUUCCCAUCCAGGAGAAGCCCAUCAGAUGUCAUGGCAUAACCAGCUGGAGCAGAUUGCUCCAAAAAGACUCCCUGAACCUGACAUGUGUCCUGGAUAACUCAAGUCCUUAUGUUUUAGAACAAGGCUGGAUGCUGAGCAUCGCUGUAUUCCCUCUGUCCUACCCUCCCACUGCAGGGGGGGGAAGCUCCUCCACAAAUUUUUUAUUUCCGUUCCACAAUCUCCAUCCAGGGGAGAAGUUAGAGGUGUCGCUGCCUCUAGCAGCUGCAGAUGACACAUCCCUCCCUGUGACAGUGAGCUGCUCACUCAUCUUCUCACUCACAGCUCUCCUGGGAGAGGAGGCUGCAGACCUACCUGGGAUGCAGAAUAGUUGCAUCAGUUUGCCCUUGAACACACUGACAGUGGAUUGGUUGCACGCCUUGCAGGUGAACAGUCCCAUAGCUGCCCAUCAAAAGGCCACGUCUCAAUCCAGCAACACAACAGAUACCAUCCAAGCUUUUAUCAGAUCAAACCGGAUUAGGUGCGGUGGACGAGGGGAGGGAGGCGAGAGUGCUUCAAAGCCUGAGCAAGAGCAAAAUUCAGCAAGUAUACGGGUGUCGUCAGAGUUACUGAGGGAUACACUGGUGUUGAAAAGCUCAGAUUUGGAUGUGCAGGGGCCAAACGUGGCUCCUCAAAAUGUCUGCCUUUCUCUGCUGGAGUGGCUGCUGUGUGAAGGUUGUGGAGGAGUGAAGACAGGACAUCAAGGAAACAAGAUUGCACUCAGCACCUCAGUGGUCCAUGCUCGAGGUCCAAAUGGACACACUGUCAAACUGACUGCAAAAGAGGUGAAUGUAGGGGAGGAGAGCAUGAGGAAGGAGGAGUCCCUGGCCACAGUGGAGGUUCAGGUUGAGAGCUUGUCUAUUGCAGCAGUGUGUGGACUGCACCAUGCUGUGCUGCGCCGGAUACAGACUCUGUUGCAGAGGGCUCCUGAGAGGGCUGCUUCCACAAAGACGGUCCAGAGUUUAGGUUUAAGACAAGCACUGCAGCGGGCCGAGCACCUGCAACGGCAGAUUGACCAAAGUCUAAUCUCGGGGGCCUUCGGCGUAGGCGUGUCCACAGGGCAGACGGACCGAUCUCUUCUCAGUGUUUACCGGGCGCUCAGAGAAAACCCUCUCCUCAUAAUUUAGCACUUUUUCUGUCCGAGCCCACGCAGCUGCCCUCGGCCGUGUCCGGUGUUAUAUAACAUCUCUUUGCAGCCGAUGCAUGAAAAAUAAUGUCCAUAAUUGUCAUUGUUAUUGUGAAUGUGCUUUUACAUCACUGUAAAUGACUGUUACCAUUUUAUAUUUUACACAAAGAAGAAUUUGUGACUUAUUAUUUGCCAUCAUUAUACUGUACAUAUUGUACAUGCUGUAAAAAGUAAUGAUCACCCUAUUUUUUGUAAGUCGUGUGUUUCAGCUCAACCUCACUUUAAAAACCUUUGCAUUCAACUGAAGGUGACAGAGGAGCUCAGAUGGAGUAAAAAUAUCUGCAAUUACACUCCAAAUGGGAAAACUGUGACCUAUACCCUGCUGAAGGUCGCUGGUUCACGGUCUCCUGAAGUGUCAGACAUGUAGGUGUAACAGUGACACUCGACCUGGCAUCUUGUGUAAGAGUUGUUCUUGAAGGUGGUGCUGGAGACAAGUGUACGCACAUGUUCUGGGUUUUUUUCCUGAGCAGAGGGUUGUCUAAGGAAAGGAUUCAAAUGUUCUUCAGCACAGCACCAAUUAAGUUUUGAGGGAUUAAAGCUAGAGUGACAUACCUGAGAAAACUGACUGGACAUUGAAGACUGGAUAGACAUCACAGUUAUUUUAGGGAUUGAACCCGGAGCGUUCUGGUGAUGGAUAACCUCCCUAAAACCUAAAACCUCUGGACUGCUGUGUGUCUGUGCAAUAAGACAAGAGGGUAAAAGGUUAGGGUGGGUGAGAGAGGAUUUAGUCUGUGCCAGUAAGGUUAUCAUGUAGAAACCUAACAUCUCCUCCAGAGGGCCCUACAGUAAUUGUAGUCACAUUGCAUGACCCCUCUCAACCCUGAUGUGCCUGAGACAUGCAGCAGUUUCUACUUUAAUGGUCCUGUUCUUGUAACAUCAGGAACGACUACUUUAGUCACAGAAACAGCAACACCUUCUCGCAUCCAGGUGUAAACUGCGUAAGCUGCUGGUCUCCACAUGUCCGAAGCAGCAGCAGGUCCUGGCAUUUGGAGUGUCAGACCAGAGUGAUGUUUGCUUCCUGUACAGAUGCUGACCCCUGAUGCUUGUAGGGCUCCUACAUGGCAGAUAACUGUGGACCCUUGAAACAGUAAUGAAUCUCGGCAAUCGCAGACAAUGAAGAGGAAAUUCCUCCUCUGCUCCAAAUGACAAAUACCAGUGGACCCUGGAAACCUCAGCAGCAAUGAAUCAGCACUAUCAGAUGAAGGAGAUGGGGUGAUUUAGAAGAAAAAAACUCCUCCUCUGCUUCAACAGUAGCUAAUCUGUUUUCACAGUCCUCGACAAAGAUGAAACAUGACUUUAACAAUAUAUCAGUAGACCCUGGUAUCCUCUGCAGACAAUUCUCUGGACCAGUAGAUGCUGACCUGAGGAUGCUCCUCAAAGUCCUGUUGGGAAACACCUGCAGUGUUUCCUCCAAGGGAUGAAGAAGAAACUCCUCUGCUGCAGAGGAGCUAAAGAUUCUGCCUCUUUACAGAUCUCUAAAUGCCACAGACACAGCAUCAGCAAUAAUAUAUAAUAAGACACUUUGGCAGCAGGCUUCAUUGCUACCUAUAUGUACCUUUACAUGUAAUACAUUGUAUAUAAUCUGCUGAUAAUUUUUACUGAGAGGUGAGAAGUGGACUUUGUGCUUUGGAUUCACUAUGACUGUAGGGCACUGGUUCCCCUUUUUUGGCUUGUGACCCCAUAAAUGAAGGAAUGUUUCUUUAUGAUCCCUAAUCGCAGGAUGUAUCCCCUGCAGUUCAACCAAAGAGUGUUUUUUCCCUCUUAGACUGUUACUGAAUGAUUUUUAUGGG